This is a messenger RNA of Leguminivora glycinivorella, 3289 nucleotides long. It is a transcript of the gene ND-75, whose product is annotated as NADH-ubiquinone oxidoreductase 75 kDa subunit, mitochondrial. Gene Ontology annotation, molecular function: iron-sulfur cluster binding; NADH dehydrogenase (ubiquinone) activity. The transcript has 14 exons. Gene Ontology annotation, cellular component: membrane. The record is from RefSeq and is a predicted model, not a curated record. NCBI's taxonomy places the organism in Eukaryota, Metazoa, Arthropoda, Insecta, Lepidoptera, Tortricidae. Bases 128 to 2320 code for a protein of 730 amino acids. Gene Ontology annotation, biological process: ATP synthesis coupled electron transport.
UUUUUAGGUACGAAUUUUACAUAAAACGACGCAAUUCAUCAAUAAAACCAUUUAGCAUAACGAUAUUUAGGAGUUUUUGUGCUAUAGUAAUCCAUACAUUGUAACAACAAUAAUCACUAUUUAGAGAAUGCUGCGCCAGCCGCUGUCUCGGGCGCUAGCGCUGACCGCGGCGCCCCGUGUGGCUCCGGUCGCGCGCCACUACGCCGACCAGGUCCAGAAACAACCGGAGAAGAUCGAAGUUUUCAUUGACGACAAACCUGUUCAUGUCUUCCCUGGCACCACUAUAUUGCAGGCUGCUGCAGAAGUGGGCGUAGAAAUCCCCCGUUUCUGUUACCAUGAGCGGCUGGCCGUAGCCGGAAACUGCAGGAUGUGCCUCGUAGAAGUAGAGAAGUCCCCCAAGCCAGCCGCAGCUUGUGCCAUGCCUGUCAUGAAGGGCAUGAGGAUCAAAACCAACUCAGACUUGACCAGGAAGGCCCGUGAGGGUGUCAUGGAGUUCCUUCUUGUGAACCAUCCCCUGGAUUGCCCCAUUUGUGACCAGGGAGGUGAAUGUGAUCUCCAGGAUCAAUCUAUGGCUUUUGGAUCUGAUAAGAGUCGCUUCACUGACAUUCAUUUCUCAGGAAAGAGGGCUGUCGAGGACAAGGAUGUCGGGCCUCUCAUCAAGACCAUCAUGACGCGUUGCAUCCACUGCACGCGUUGCAUCCGGUUUGCGUCUGAAGUCGCCGGUGUUGACGACUUCGGCACGACCGGCCGUGGUGGUGACAUGCAGGUCGGCACAUACGUGGAGAAGAUGUUCCUGUCUGAGCUGUCGGGCAAUAUCAUUGACCUGUGCCCUGUCGGUGCCCUCACCUCCAAACCGUACAGCUUUGCGGCCCGGCCUUGGGAGACUCGCAGGAUCGACUCCGUGGACGUGUUGGACCCCCUUGGCAGCAACAUCGUGGUAGCCACUCGCACCAAUGAGGUGCUCCGCAUCCUGCCCCGAACCAAUGAGGAGAUCAACGAAGAGUGGCUAUCGGACAAGUCUCGCUUCGCCUGCGACGGUCUAAAGCGCCAGCGCCUCGUGACGCCGAUGCUGAAGGACUCGCGCGGCAACCUGACUCCCGUCGAGUGGGAGGACGCUCUGGUGGAGGCUGGUCGUGCGCUGCAGGACUGCCCAGGAGACAAGCUCCUGGUAGUGGCCGGAGCGCUAGCCGACGCCGAAGCCCUCGUGGCGCUGAAGGACCUCGCCAACAGGCUCGGCAGCGAAGCCGUGUGCACCGAGCAGAGCUUCCCCACCGCCGGCGCCGGCACCGACCUGCGCUCCUCCUACCUGCUCAACACCAGGAUCGCCAACGUUGAAGAGGCGGACUUAGUGCUCCUCGUCGGCACAAACGUCCGCUUCGAAGCGCCGCUGCUCAACGCGCGCAUCCGCAAGGCCUUCAUCCAUCGCGACACAGAUGUCGCCUUCAUCGGGCCCAAGGUCGACCUCACCUACGAGUACAUUCACGUUGGUGACGACGCCUCAAUCGUGAAAGACCUCGCAUCAGGCUCGUCCUCUCACGCCAUCCUCAAGCGGUUGGAACAGGCAAAGCGGCCCGUCGUGAUCCUUGGCGCUGAUCAGUUGAAGGGUGCAGAGGGCGCUGCCUUGCUCGCGCACACGCAAGAGCUGGCCUUGAAGCUGCAAGAUAAACUCGCUGAUAAGGAGUGGAAGGUCCUGAACGUGCUCCAAAGGACCGCGUCGCAAGUGGCAGCGCUCGACAUUGGCUACCAGCCCGGUGUUGACGCAGCCCUGGCUGCCGGACCGAAGGUUGUGUACCUGCUGGGCGCCGACGCAGGGGUCGUCACAAGGGACAAGUUGCCCAAGGACGCUAUUGUUAUAUACCAAGGUCACCAUGGUGAUGCCGGCGCUGAGAUCGCGGACAUCGUCCUGCCUGGCGCCGCCUACACGGAGAAACGCGCUACCUACGUCAAUGCAGAAGGCCGCGCUCAGCAGACACUACCAGCUGUGACUCCGCCCGGCAAGGCGAGAGAGGACUGGAAGAUUAUCAGAGCCCUAUCGGAGGUGGUCGGCGCGCGGCUGCCUUACGACAACCUGGACGAAGUUCGCGCGAGACUCGGCGAGACGAGCCCCGCUCUGUUGACGUACGGCGAUGUUCAGGCUAACAACUACUUCGCGCAGGCGCGCGCGCUCAACCAGAGUCUCCAAAAACCAGUCUCGGGCAAGCUGGACGUGCAGCUCAAGUCGCUGGAGGAUUUCUUCAUGACGGACGCCAUCUCGCGCGCCUCGCCCACCAUGGCCAAGUGCGUGCAGGCCGUCAUCAAGCAGAAGGCCUCGCCUUAUUAGACACCAGCGUGGGUAUUUUCUAUACUUAUUUUGUAGAACUUGGACUUACACAUUUUUGAAGGAAGAAAAAAUAUUUAGAGCGCAUUUUUGAUCAGGGAGAAAAAAGGUUGGCCAUGCCAGUGCCAACACAUUUUAUUUUUAGUCCAGGCUAGUCUGUGGCCAAGAGUAAGCCCAUUUAUAAUUUUAAAAAAAGAACGGGGAUAAAAUGGUUGGCUAUGCCAGUUGUAGAAAUUUUGAACAGGGAGAAAAAAGAUUGGCCAUGCCUGCUGAUGAACUGCUGAUGAACACAUCUUUUAACAUAGAUUUAAAUGCCGGCUGAAUAAAUAAAAUUUGGGCGCCAAUGUUACGGUUUUUGUCCCAACGGAGCAGAGCAAAGAUUGCGGCACUAAAAUAUAGUAGAUAAAUAUGAAAUUUUGAAUAUUUAGGAAUAUUUAAUAUCAAUAAUAAUCAAGUUAUUAUGCACUCUUAAAAGUUCUAUAUAAAAUAAUGUAGAAAAUACCCGAACAUAGACUUUGAAAUGCGGCGUAUUAAAUAAGUAUAUUCCUGAUAUCUACCGCUUGGUUGCUGUAUUUAUUAAUUGUUUUAUACAGCAAUCGAGCGGCAGAUAUCUCCUAGGGUAAUAAAAUAACAAAUUUUUAUUUUGCCUUUCUGCAAUCAUUUUUUAGACGAAAAUACUUCAGAAAAGCAUCUUAUAGUUGAAUCUUAACUCGCUCUUUUUUAUUUACGAACAAUUUUAUUAAAUUCGACUAUGUACAUUGUGAUUUUGAAGCUAUUUAUUUUCUUAUUGUAAGGAUAAACUAGUGUUUUCAACUUUCCAAACUUUCCAACCUCAAAUAAUAUAUCAAGUAAAUCAUAGUAAAAGGGAUCGAACGAAAUGCUACUAAGAACGGAUAUGUAACAACAGGUUAUUGUAUUGUAUAUAGUAAACAAUUGUAGCAUAAAAUAAAUGUAGUAUAAUGAUUGUCGAAA